AGAUAUCUGAUUAUUUUAUUACUUGAUAGUCAUUUAAUUUGUGUUGAUUUAAGUUUACACGUUUUUGUGAUUGAUAAAUAAAUCAUUAAUCCUUCGUAAAAUAUUUAAACCAGGAAGACUGAGUCAGCUGGUCAUUAGACGUUCUAUACACAUAUCACCGAAGUUAAAUCAAGCAAUGGGUAUCGACGGGAAUACUAUUUUAGCGGAAAGUUUGAAAAAACAGGGUGUCCAAUAUGUUUUCGGCAUUGUCGGAAUCCCCGUUAUUGAGACAGCUUUGGCUUUCCAAAUGGCCGGCCUGAAAUACAUAGGCAUGCGCAAUGAACAGGCUGCUUGCUAUGCUGCGCAGGCCAUGGGAUACCUUACUGGUAAGCCGGGAGUAUGCCUUGCGGUAUCAGGCCCUGGUCUGCUCCACUGUAUUGGGGGCAUGGCCAAUGCUCAGGUCAACUGUUGGCCCCUUAUUGUCAUCGCUGGAUCAUGCCCUCAGGAUCACGAAGGUAUCGGAGGGUUCCAGGAAUGGCCACAGGUGGAGUCCAGCCGCCUGUACUGCAAGUACGCGGCUCGGCCGCCGUCGCCGCGCCUGAUCCCGCUGCACGUAGAGCGAGCGGUCCGCCUCGCCGCCAGCGGCCGCCCCGGAGUCUCAUACCUUGACAUGCCGGGGACACUACUACUGGCUGAAGCCGACGAAGACAAAGUUCCCCUAGACUUCUACAACGCCGAGCCGGUGGCCCUGGGCCACCCGAACCCCGUGCUGGUGUCGCAGGCGGCCGCGCUGCUGGCGGCGGCGCAGCGCCCGCUCGUCAUCGUGGGCAAGGGCGCGGCGCACGCCCGGGCUGAGGACGCUGUCAGGAAACUCGUCGAUACCACCAAGCUGCCCUUCUUACCCACGCCUAUGGGCAAGGGAGUAGUCGCCGAUGAGUCAGAGUUCUGCGUGUCGACGGCGCGUACGCAGGCGCUGCUGAAGGCAGACGUCAUCCUGCUGCUGGGCGCUCGCCUCAACUGGAUGCUGCACUUCGGACAGACACCCAGAUUCGCACCCGAUGUUAAAGUUAUCCAGGUCGACAUUUCACCUGAGGAAUUCCACAACAGCAUCAAGUCUGAAAUAGCUGUGCACUCGGACAUCAAGCCUUUUGCCGAGGCCCUCACACAGGCACUAGCUGAGAAGAAGUUCUCCCUGCAGCCCGCUACUGACAGCUGGUGGCAAGCGUUACAGCAGAAGCAAAAGGCUAACACUGAGUUCGUAAAGGCACAAGCAAGCAACACAACGUUGCCGCUUAACUACUUCGCAGUAUUCAAGACCGUGCAGGCAAACAUUCCCAAAGAUUCCAUCAUUGUCAGUGAAGGCGCUAACACCAUGGACAUCGGCCGCGGGAUGUUGAUGAACAACUUACCACGUCACAGACUUGACGCCGGCACUUUCGGCACGAUGGGGGUGGGUCCUGGCUUCGCUGUCGCAGCCGCUAUGUGGUGCCGCGACUACGCGCCAGAGAAACGCGUCAUCUGUGUCGAAGGCGACUCAGCCUUUGGCUUCUCCGGUAUGGAGAUCGAAACUAUGUUCCGUUACAAGCUGCCCGUGAUUAUCAUCAUAGUUAACAACAGUGGUAUCUACAGCGGAUUCCCGCCCGACGUUAUGGCUGACUUGCAGUCUGGCGGUGACAUUGCUCAAUGUACUCCACCCACCGCUCUGAGUGGUGAAGUAAGGUACGAGAAGAUGAUGGAAAUGUUCGGCGAGACCGGACACCUGUGCCGCACCGUCGAAGAAAUCGAAACGGCCGUGAAGAAGUCAAUAGCUGUCACUGACAAACCUAGCAUCAUCAACAUUUUGAUUGACCCAUCGUCUAACAGGAAACCACAAGCAUUUAACUGGUUGACUGAAUCUAAACUGUAAGCACCCAGUAGUUUUCAUCUUGGCUUAUGAACUUUUUGUAUCAUGACAAGAACCAAAGGUGGUGGGCACAAAGACUUAAUAUGUUAAAUCACUAAAAGAAUGCAAUUCUUUUUUUAAUUAUACUGUUUAUAUUUUUUGGCAUUUAUUAAAUGUACAUGUAUAUGGAAGUCGAUAGGUUUAAGGAUUGGUGUAAAUAAAUAAAACAUGAACUUUGAUAUUGUCUGUAAUUGAGUCAUACUUAUUUAUGGUCACAUUGUUGUAAUUUGUAUAUAAUGAACUUAAAAAUAUAUAUUAAUUUACAUUAUAAACUAAA
Trichoplusia ni (cabbage looper) is the source of this 2198-nucleotide messenger RNA. It is a transcript of the gene Hacl, whose product is annotated as 2-hydroxyacyl-CoA lyase 1. The record is from RefSeq and is a predicted model, not a curated record. The transcript has 12 exons. Gene Ontology annotation, biological process: fatty acid alpha-oxidation. Gene Ontology annotation, cellular component: peroxisome. Gene Ontology annotation, molecular function: magnesium ion binding; catalytic activity; thiamine pyrophosphate binding. The coding region runs from base 176 to 1885 and encodes 569 amino acids. NCBI's taxonomy places the organism in Eukaryota, Metazoa, Arthropoda, Insecta, Lepidoptera, Noctuidae.